AUGGACGUUAAAAGUGCGUUCCUAAAUGGCUACAUCUAUGAAGAAGUAUAUGUAAAGCAACCACCAGGAUUUGCUAACCUCACCUUUCCUGAUCAUGUAUACAAGCUGACUAAAGCAUUGUAUGGUCUCAAACAUGCUCCGCGUGCCUGGUAUGAAAGGUUAAGCUCUUUUCUUUUAAAUCAAGGGUUCAAAAGAGGUAAUAUCGAUACAACCCUUUUUAUUAAGAAUUCUAGUUCAGGUAAUCUUAUUACUCAAAUUUAUGUUGAUGACAUUAUUUUUGGUAGUCCUAAAUCUGCUUUAUGUGAAGAUUUUGCUCUUUCCAUGAAAGGAGAAUUCGAAAUGAGCAUGAUGGAAGAAUUGACAUUCUUUCUCGGACUUCAGAUCAAACUGUCUCCUAAAGGAAUUUUUAUUAGCCAAACCAAGUAUACUAAGGAACUUAUCACAAAUUUUGGCAUGGAAAACGCAAAGUCAAUCAACACUCAAAUGAGUCUAACAACAGUGCUCGAUGAAGACAACAAUGGAAAAAGGGUUGAUGAAACCAUUUAUAGAGGAAUGAUUGGAUCCCUAUUGUAUCUUACUACUAGUCGACCAGAUAUUAUGUUCAGUGUAUGCAAGUGUGCAAGAUUUCAGUCGGCUCCUAAGAAAUCUCAUCUCACUGUUGUUAAACGAUUUAUUAGAUAUCUAAUUGGCACUUCUGAUCUAGGAUUAUUGUAUGAUCGUUCUAACAGUUUUGCUUUAAAGGGUUUCUCAUAUGCAGAUUUUGCAGGUGACAAGACUGAUAGGAAAAGCACUAGUGGUGCGUGUCAACUCUUGGGAAAUGCAUUAGUGACUUGGCAUAGCAAGAAACAAAAUUGGGUUGCCCUAUCAACGACGGAGGCAGAAUAUUUAGCUGUCGGAAGUUGUUGUACACAAGUUCUAUGGAUUAUGCAUCAACUUCUCGACUAUGAUUUAUCUCUUACCUCUAAUCCUAUAUUUUGUGAUAAUACCAGUGCUAUUUGCUUAUCGAAAAAUUCUGUGCAUCAUUCUAGAGAAAAGCAUAUAGAAAUUAAGCAUCAUUUUAUCCGUGAUUAUGUAGCUAAAGGUGUAAUAAUUGCUUCUUCAUCAGUGCCGCCGAUCAGUCACUUCAGAAGCAUCACUUCCUUCUGA
Nicotiana attenuata is the source of this 1146-nucleotide messenger RNA. RefSeq lists its product as uncharacterized. Lineage: Eukaryota; Viridiplantae; Streptophyta; Magnoliopsida; Solanales; Solanaceae. The record is from RefSeq and is a predicted model, not a curated record. The coding region runs from base 1 to 1146 and encodes 381 amino acids. The transcript has 2 exons.